Messenger RNA from Dermacentor albipictus, 7264 nucleotides. Its product is annotated as nidogen-like. Lineage: Eukaryota; Metazoa; Arthropoda; Arachnida; Ixodida; Ixodidae. The record is from RefSeq and is a predicted model, not a curated record.
CCUGCCUCGGCGGCCGAUGCGUCGCCCUCGGAAGCGUUAUCGACUGCCAACGGCAGAGCCGAGCCAGUCGGGAGAACGGUCGCACGCGCGCGCCGUAUGUGUGGGCCAGCCAUGAGGAGGAUCGGUGUUUAAGGACAGCACAGUGGCCGAGAGUGUCUGCGCUUUCUCGACCAGGACAACGCAAGGUGGAGGAGAAAAGGGACGGACAGCGGCAGCAGCUUCCUGUGUCCACGGCGCCCGAAGAAGCGGGUGUUUAGUAGAACAUCUGUUUCCCGCGCGCGGCCUUUGAACCUCGUGCCAAUCCUGAGCCUACACACUCGUUACGUGCGUGGUGUUGGAAACGACGAACGCAGCCUCCCCCGUGAACUCGUCGACAACGCCGCUCGUCGCGUGCUCAGCGGCCGCAGCCGAUGCGCGGCCACCGAUGAGGCAUCGCGGACGAGCGCGCGAGGUGGUAUGCAGCGUUGGCCGUCGUGCCGCCUGGACAGCGCCUGCCCGCGCGUCGCGCUGUUGCUGCUGCUCCUGGCGGUGCGAGAAGUGACACCGGCAGCUUACAUCCACCAAGCGUGCGACAGUGAUGCCGAUUGCGCGAGCGUGGCCAACACCUUCUGCAAGGGUAAAGAGUGCAUUUGCUUGCCAAAGUUCAGCCGCAGCUACCCGCCGUGCAACAAAGGCAUCGAGCUUGGGGAGAGCUGUUCCCGACACGAGAACUGCGAGGUGAACGACAACAACUCGUACUGUCACCACUCCAUCUGUCGCUGCAAACCGCUUUUUCGGCGGGUCCUGCUUGUCAGCGAGAAUAUCACCCGCUGUCGCCGAGGUCACGAGCCCCGCGAGUCGUGCUACAAUGUCGAAGACUGCAACGGCUCCAACUACACCUGCUACGAAGGCCUGUGCAGGUGCCAUGAGGGCUUCUACAAGGACGAAGAAACCGACGGCUGCAGGCCGAGGCGGUACCUGGACGAGACAUGCGCCCGGGACUCCGACUGCGACAGCCUGGUCAACAACUCCUACUGCAGCGGUGACCACUGCGAGUGCAAGAACGGCUACAUCCGCGAGGGCGUACUGCCCGACGAGCAGCAGUGCGAGAUAGACAGGGGGGGACGCGGCGCCCUUAAGAUCCUCUUCGCUCUCAUGCUUCCGGUGGUUGUGUGCGCGUUCGUCUACCUCUACAGGAACCGCAAGGUCAACCAGGCCAACAAGAAUCAGCCUGGAGAGGAAGACCAACAAUCUGCAGCCGCCUCGCCGGCCCCGCUGGGGACCUACUCUACGGAUACGGGAGUUAAGUCUCCCUCGAUGAACACCCCGCUGUCGCCGAUGCCUCCGGACAUCAUCACCGGCAGUCCCAUUGAAAUACGCACCACUAUGGCCGCGGCGGACACCAGGGGAAAGCCUCCGUGUACCUUCAGCAUCAUGGUCUGAUCCGCCGGCACUGCCACGAGGUCAUUCCACAACCACGGCAGAAUGCGCUGACGAAGAAGAGCUGGUCACUACAGCUCUUGCAACUCCGAUGUUAAAAGAAGUUUUACAGCGUCCACCACUUCCUUAGAAACCCAAGUGAUGAUGGCCGUGCUGUCUGUGUUGUAACAUCGCUUCACGAACGUGCGGGUUCGCGCUUGAAUGUGCACCCAUGCGACUGACUCUCGCCUUUGGCGAGAUCUUCCCGCAUCUCGCCGCCGAUGUGUAACAGCAGUGUUUAAGGGUAACGUACGUGGUUCAGGCCCAGAAGCGUCUGACAAAUGGGUUGCAUGCUCUCUAGCGGUUUGUAAAAAUGCAUCGAAAACAAUUACUUUUCUAUGUACAUACAUUUAUAAGAACGCAACCCCGACGUGUGGAUGCAUGGCACUGAGCAAGACAUGUUUAGAAGCACGACCCUAACCAUGCAGUGGCGAUCGCUGCUCCCCACUCCACGUUCAUACUCUUGUCUGGUUCAGACAGACCAUGCACUAGAUUGCCCUUGUGUACGAGUGACAACCGCUUGUGGUGCGUUUGUCGAUUUUCUAUUCUUCUGCCACAUAAAUAUGCGUAGCAAAGUUUAUGAAAGACUGCGAUCACUGCUAGUGUGCGUGUUUAUUUACACGCAUUGGUUUAUACAUGCAAAAGAAUGGGGCUUGUCAUUCCUGUCUAAGCACAAUCACAUGACGCGGGCCAGCAGUUUGACAUUUAGUAGGGGACCCUGUAUAUUCGAUAGAGUACAACACGCAGACACUUGCAGAUUUUUUUUUUUUAAUUGCCUGUGGUUGGUAGUGCAGUUCUAGUCCGUGAGCGGGUCUCCUCGAAGUGGUGGACUUUACUUCCCCAAUAAAUCAAAAUACAAAUCAACUAAUUAACGAAAAUUUACUAAUUAUUUUUCUAACUAAUUGCCUUAGAGCACAUAUAUUGCAAUUUACCAAUUCUGGCCGGUGAGACUGCAAGGCGUAUCGACUUGAAAAGAAUUGAGUGCAUGACACCAUUUACGAGAUAUGCGCCGUCAAAUUUGCGGUAAAAAUGCACUGUCGUUCCACUUACUUUCUUAAUAAAACGUGGUUUUAUGCAGGGAAGCACAAAAGUAACUGGAACGCCGAUGCAUUUCUCCACAAAGUUCAGGAAUUAAUAUCUCGAAACUGGUGUCAUCCUGAGAAUUCGUUCCAGGUAGGUCCUCCUUUCGAGCUUUCUAGCUAGAAUUUGUAAAUUGCAAUAUGUGCCAUAAGGUAAUUAGGUAAAAGCUUAAUUUGCGAGUUUUUGUUAAGUAGUCGACUAUGCAUUGAACGUUUUGUGCAAGUAAUGGCCGCCUCUUCGAGUAGCCCAGCUAAUAGGUUAGAAUUGUGAUAUCUGCCACAUGAAAUUAAAAAAAAAGUUUUGAGUGUUCGCUGAAACACUCGGUAUAUACAGGGUGUCCCACGUAACUUGAGCCAAACAUUAAAAAUAUGAAAAUGCCACGUAGCUGAGCAGAAUAAAAAUAAUGUUGUUUGCCGUCGCUUAGAGAUAUUCCGAUUUUUCUCAUUCCGUCUAAUUAGGUAAUUAAUGAAAAUUAAUUUAUAUCCCAAAUAUUAUAGUUAGAUGAAAAGUGUCAGUGAGAAAAUAGAGCGACAUGAAAAACUCCCGAUGCAGCUUUCUGUUGCUCAAUACCUGCUACAUGGAGGCGUUUUUCCGAGCGUGAAAGAAGCCCGCAAAUACACGCAAAAUUUCCGCGCGACUGGCCGCUCGAGGCGCUUUACGUGUAUUCGUGGGCUUAUUUCACGCUCGGAAAAACACUUUUAUGUAGCACGUAUUGAGCAACAGGAAGCUUCAUCUUGAGUUUUUCAUGUCGCUCUACAAUUUUCUCAUUGACACUUUUCAUCUCAUUCUAAUAUUUGAAGAGGAGGAAAUAAAUUUAUUGCGUGUCCUGCGAUUUGGUGCGGAGGGCCAAAUUCCCCGCCUAGGCGACGGCCAGGAGGAGAUCGUGGGUCCUGGCGGCAACCUCGGCCCGCUAGACGGCCCGUGGUUGAUCCUCGAAGGCGGGGCUGAGCAGCGCGGCCAGCGCGUGCGAAAGCUGUUGCUAGAGGCCGCGUUCUCGUUAUUUUUAUGUAUCCGUCGGCAUUCCCAUAAUAUAUGCUCCAGAGUGGCUCUGGAUUCGCAUGUGUUGCAUUUGUCCGUUUGAUAUAUAUCCGGAUGUAUGAUGUGCAAGAGCCCAGGAUUCGAAUACGUCCUAUAGUUUGUAACUGCCGCCAUGCGACAGACUGCUUUUUUGUCAAUUUUGGGUGAGGUCGUGGGAAUAUGCCCCUCUGUAACCUAUAGUGUUUCGUAAUGUCAUUAUAUGUUGUCAUUCUGUCCUCCCACUCAUUUACUGCACCGUCACGUCCGGAGGGUGUCGGGGCGUCACUUGCGACUGCGGCUCGGUGCGUAAGCCCUCGAGCCGCGUCGUGUGCGGCCUCGUUGUUGCCGUCCUCCGCGAAGGUGUGAGCGGGUGUCCAUGUGAUGUAUGCCUUUCUUUUGAAAUUUUGACCUCCUGCAAGAAGAAUGCGUAGUGCCUGCGGGGAGAUUCGGCCAUUGGCAAAGUUUCUUAUUGCCGUCUGAGAGUCUCUGGCUAUCACAGUUGCGUUAGUCUGAGCUACUGCGAGCGCUAUGGCUACCGCUGUCUCGUUACUUGGGGUGCGUAUCGUCGCGCACGUCUUGCACCGUUUCUCGCUAUUGAUUACGGCUUCCGUAAACCCUCGUCUGCGACUGUAUCGAGCCGCGUCUACGAAGACUGCGUCCUUGUCGCUGCCGAAUUUCUUUUGUAUCUGCUUCGCUCUGUUCUCUCGUCUGUCCUUAUUGUGUUCUCGGUGCAUGUUUUUUGGUAUUGUGGGUAUUACCAUUGUUGCCUUUGUCUCUCUCAGGAUGUCCACCUUGACACCGUGCUGUGUGUGGUAACCUAUGUCUAGUCUCUCUAGGAUGUGUCUGCCGGCUCUAGUCUGAGAGAGGCGUUCAUAUUGUACCGUACAUUGCGUGUCAAUGAGCUCGUCUAUCGUGUUGUGGAGGCCUAAUUGUAGCAACUUGUCCGUGCUGGUACAAGCUAGCCCUAUGGCUUGCUUGUAUAUUUUCCGAAUGAGGCAUUCUAGUUUGUUUUUUUCCGCGGCCUAGCUGGCAUUUUAAGUACGUUGCUACGUAUUUGAGAAAUUAUUUAAUUGAGAUUAAUUGUCUAAUUUGGCGGAAUGAAAAAAAAUCUGACUAUCUCUAAGCGACGGCAAACAACAUUAUCUUGGUUCUGCCCGGCUAUGUGGCAUUUGCAUAUUCUUAUAGUUUCGCUCAAGUUACGUGGGACACCCUGUAUAGUAAUAUCAUCAGGAGCAAAGACACCAAGGAAAGCAUAGGGGAAACUACUUGUACUUAUUAAUUGAAUUAAUGAAAUGAUCGGCCCCUAAGGCUUACUUGUGGUGGCGCUGGCUAAUAAUCCCAGAGAUAGUUCUAGAAGAUAUAAAUACCCCGCGGAAAGUGGAUGGAAAACGGCGCCGCAUGUAGCUCAAUUGGGAAUAGCAUCGCGCGCGUAUUGCGAAUACGUGCGUGUGUUCGUAUCCCUCCUGCGGCCAGCUGUCUUUUCAUCCACUUCCAUUUUCAUUAUUUCCUCAUUUAUUUAAUUCAAUUAAUAAGUACAAGUAAUUUCCCCUGAGCUUUCUCUUUGGUGCCUUUGUUUGUUGGCUUCUUCCUGUACGACUAAUAAAAAUCGACCUCUCCAUUUCCUUUCUUCUCGUUUAUGCAUAUACCGGAUGUUUCAGCAGCGACUGUCUCUAAAUAUUCAAAAUAGGGGAAUCCAGACACAAUAACACUCUGCAUGAGAAGGUUGGCAACAAGGGCGGACAAAGGAAAACUCGCUGACGGAUCACUCAGCGGCCUAAUUAUCUGAGAUUCAAUCUUUCACUUUCUCGAUUAUCAACAUUAGGGCUCCAAUUCAACGCUCGUAGGUAGUCGCAAGUUCGUAACAAAUCGGCUCUUAAAAACAGAUCAAAAGCACUCGCUCAAGGCAUGCUGGCGCAAAGAGUUGGGACAUUGUCAUUGCGAUAUGCCGAAACCUAGGGCCUUACGAAGGCCACGCCACGAAACAAAAGCAAGAGCAGCUUGGCUGUGGCCCCGAUGGACAUCCGCUAUCGACCAGCACCAAUGGCUGUUCGUUUCAUCUUCUCGUUUGACAUGCACCAGCCAAUGGCGCUAUUCUGGACAUAGUCAAAUUCAGUAAUGGCAGCACUUUCAGCCAAUCGGGGAUGGCCUCUCUGUUUGGAUGCCGCAAUUACCAAAUUCGACAACAUGGCAGAGCCCCCUGCGGUGGCUUAGCGGCUAUGGCGUUGCCCUGCUAAGCACGAGGUCGGGGAUCCCAGCUGUGGCGGCCGCAUAUCGAUGGGUCCAAAAACGCCCGUGUCCCGUGCAUUGCGAGCAAGAUACCCUGGUGGUCAACAUUAAUCUGGAGUCCACCACUACGGCGUACCUCAUAACUAAGUCGUGUUUCUGGCAUGUAAAACCUCAGAAUUCAUUCAUUUGCAACAUGACAGAAUUUAACAAUGUCCGCACCCCAAGCGCGGGCCACCAAGGUGAACCUGCAAAGCCUGGUUAGGUUGUCAGAAUGAGCAGAUGUGACGAGCAUUUUCCGUGCCUUUCGAGCCGAUGGGCGCGGCGCGCCGUCCGAAAAAGUAGCAGCGUCGUUUCCCGCUGGAGACCUGCGCGUGACAUUUUCGAAGAGGGGUUCUGCAGCGAGAUUAACCUGAGCACCUCGGUUGGUGUGUGCGAUAGUCAGCUUAGAAAAACUGAUUUUUUUUGCAGAGCUUGUUUCCUCGCUGAAUCUGUUUGAGUUCUUUGCUAUACAUGUGGCGAAAAUUCGGCAGCCGUCGCACGUUGGCUGAUCUCGGCUAGAGAUGUAAGUGACGGGAAGAAAAACGCCUGAGGAUUGAGGGGGAAAACAAGCGUUUCUUUUUGUUUAUUCGUUUUAUUGCAAUAGCAAUUGUAUGGACACACCAGGCGCAUAUUCGCCGUCACCGCAUAAAUUCCAAGGGCAAUAACACCGUCGCCGGCCGCCCGCUGAAAGCUGUGCGUGCGACUGAAAGCACGCGAGGGAAGCGGACGAUGCGGCUCGAUCUGGCGCGCGCGAAUGAAGAAAGCGGGAGGCCUUUCGUCGCGCGAGAGGCCGUGAGCGGACGGACGGACGGGAGGGGCCGGGGGAGGGGCAGCGUUUUGCUACGGCAGCAACGCGUGCGUCUAUUUGUCGCACAAAAAUCCCUCACGUGACCUAAUCCUAGGUGCCUAAGGACAGCAUCGUUUAGGGUUCUUUGAGAAGGCGCGAUGCUAGCGCCGAGCGACGCCGUGGCGUGUUCGUCCUCGGCGUGAUCGUUCUCUGGACCGCACGUUGUUCAACAUUGCUCAUGUGAUUGUGCGUGCGUUGCUUGUGUGUUUGUUGUAGGUUCUGUGUUACUUGGCGGAAAGCCGUAAGUAGUGGCGGUGCGGCAGUGCGGCUUUGGCCUCGGUGCGCUCUGGCACUACAGAAUCUGCGUUGUGUGACCCGCAUAGAGUUAGUAGAACAACUCUAGAGGAAAAGCUGGGCCGGAAAAGUGGGAACCUCUCAAGCGCCGCCCUGUUGCUACUGGUCAAUGUGGCCAGCGCAAUUACUAUUGAAAGAGCUAAAAACAAGUACAGGUCACCUUAUGCUUUGUCAUCUAAAAACGCAUACCUGAUGGCUUUAUGAAGGUGGUGCGUUAAUGUUAAGUUUACAGAAAGUGAUCGCUAAGUCCGUGACUUAUGUAAAUCACGAUGUACGCAUUCAUGCAAUAAAGGAUGACGCGAA